Pistacia vera is the source of this 831-nucleotide messenger RNA. RefSeq names its product protein FAR1-RELATED SEQUENCE 4-like. Gene Ontology annotation, biological process: regulation of DNA-templated transcription. The transcript has 2 exons. The record is from RefSeq and is a predicted model, not a curated record. Bases 1 to 831 code for a protein of 276 amino acids. NCBI's taxonomy places the organism in Eukaryota, Viridiplantae, Streptophyta, Magnoliopsida, Sapindales, Anacardiaceae.
AUGGAAGAUAACAGUAGUUUAGAAGAGGAAUGCAAACCUGAAUCUAGAAUGUUUUAUGAAUCGUUUGAUAAGUUUUUCCAAUACUACAAGAGCUAUGGGAAUGAAAUGGGGUUUGAAGUUGCUAUAAGAUCUUCAAGAAAAAGAGUUGAUGGGGAGUUGAUUUAUGCAAAUAUGGCUUGUUCUUGUGGUGGGAAGCGAGAAAGUAACUCCAGAAAUGUUUGUAAAAUGGUACCAUUGACAAAAAGUGGUUUUAAGGCUCGUUGUAUUGCAUCUCGACGUUCUGAUGGAAAAUGGGAAAUAGUGUCGAUCAUCUAUGAGCAUAACCAUGAAUUCAAUGUUGAAGCUGGUGAUGCUGAGAAUUUGACUUUCUUACAAAAGGAUUAUAGGAAUUACAUUGAAAAGGUUAGGAAGACCCUACUUGGUGCUGGAGAUGCUACUACAAUCCAAAAAUAUUUUCUGAAGAUGCAAAAGGAUAAUCCAAAUUUCUUCUAUGUUAUGGAUUUAGAUGAGGAUGGUCGAUUGCAGAAUGUUCUAUGGGUGGAUGCAAGAAGUAGGGCCGCAUUUAGGGAAUUCGACAAUGUUGUCAUAUUCGACACGACAUAUUUGACUAACAAGUAUGAUAUGCUGUUUGUUGCAUUUGUCUGUGUUGACCAUCACGGCCAUUCCACAUUGUUAGGUUGUGGGUUAGUCUCCCAUGAGGACACACAAACUUUUGUAUGGCUUUUUGAAUCUUGGCUUGCAUGUAUGUGGAAUUCUGCUCCUAAGGCUAUAAUCACUGAUCAUGACAAGGCAAUGCAAAAUGCAAUCGAGAUUGUGUUUCCCGAUACAUGA